CGACAGCAACUAGAGUCGAAAUGGGAGGAAGACCUAGACAACAACUUUAGUAUCUUUCACUGACGACGCCUCAAUAAUACUUUCCUGCUUUCAUGAUUGAUAGAGAGAGAUAAGCUGCGAAUCGAUUCCCCACACUCCCUCCCAUCUGUCGUUUAAAGUCACUGCCACUACCCUCUUCCUCGCACGAACUCCUUUCCUCCUCCUCCUCCUUCUCCUCCUCCUCCCACUUCCUUACGUUACUUUUACGGCAUUUCCAUUCCUUCUGAUAGCGAGAGCUCUGAAAUUGAAAAUUUUCUUUUGAAAAGCAAAACAGUAUUAUGUACUUUCUUCGAAUCUUCCUUUGUGCUUCCAUUUUAGAGAUGUUCGCAGAAAUCGUCAAAGAUAUUACAGAGUAAUACCAAAAGGUUUAUCAGAUUACUUCUCUUUAAUUUGUCGUUCUGUGGAUCGAAAGGUUGGGGAAGAGAAUGGCGUUUCGUUCUUCAAGCUUUAGAUCAUCACUUUUGGCCAAUUUGUCGAAUAAGAUUGGUUUAAUGGAACAAUGGAAGGAAAACUGUACUGUUGAGGUUAGAUUAUUAGGGAGAAGCCGAAAUGGCAUUAAGGCUCCGGUUUUGUUGAUUUCAUCUAAAUGCAAGAGAAAUAAUUUCCCACAGAGAGACCGAAUUAGAUUCGCAGUCAGGAGCAUGUCGGAGAUGGAGAGUGUGCCGGAGUCCGGUGAUCCUGAGGUUACGGUUUUGGAACAGGAUGUGAAUGCGUCUUUGGGGAACGACUCCAGGAUUCCUCGGCGUAGCUUUACUCUCGACACUGACAAUGGAGGUGAUGGGAAGUACUCCUUGGGUAGUAGUGAUGGUGGCAACGGGAAAACUCCGUCUGGAGGUGGAGGAGGUGGUGCUGGUGGCAGCGAUGGCCACGGAGAGGGUGAUCAUGAAGAAGAGGAGUUAGGAUCAGUAAUGAAGUUUGAGGAAGUGAUGAAAGAGGCUGAAGCUCGUGGGGUUAGCCUUCCUUCGGACAUGUUACAAGCGGCUAAGACCGUUGGGCUCCGCAAAGUUCUUCUCAACAGAUACUUGGAUUUGCAGGGGUCAUUUUGGCCUGUACGCUUCGCCAUGAGAUCCUGCUCAUUGCUUCGCAACCGAAUGCUUGCUGAUCCAUCUUUCCUUUUCAAAGUUGGAACAGAGAUUGUCAUCGACUCUUGUUGUGCAACAUUUGCUGAAAUUCAAAAGCGGGGCAAGGAUUUCUGGUCAGAGUAUGAGUUGUACGUUGCAGAUCUUUUAGUUGGAACGGUUGUGAACAUUGCUUUAGUUGCUAUGCUAGCACCCUAUGCUCGUUUUGGGCAACCGACUGCAUCAAAAGGCUUCCUUGGAUGCUUGCAAGCUGCUAAUGCAGCUCUCCCUAGUAGUGUGUUUGAAGCAGAAAGACCAGGAUGCAGAUUUACAGUGCAGCAAAGGAUUGCAACAUACUUUUAUAAGGGUGUGCUGUACGGAUCAGUUGGGUUUGCUUGUGGUCUUAUUGGACAAGGCAUUGCAAAUUUGAUUAUGACUGCCAAACGGAGCAUAAGGAAAUCAGAAGAGGAUAUACCCGUGCCACCUCUCUUGAAAAGUGCUGCUCUUUGGGGUGUUUUUCUUGGUGUUUCUUCUAAUACCCGCUACCAGAUUAUAAAUGGCUUGGAACAAUUGGUUGAAGUAUCCCCUUUGGCAAAGAGAGUCCCACCUGUUGCAAUGGCAUUCACCAUCGGUGUGCGACUCGCCAACAAUUUUUACGGCGGUAUGCAGUUCGUAGACUGGGCCAGAUGGAGUGGGGUGCAAUAAGAAGUCAUCUUAUAGCUCUAUUAAACUAAGGCAUCUACACAAUAAGAAAAAGAGAAAUAAAAGCUUCAGAAUGCAGAUCUGCAACCUUAUUCAGCAAAAAAAGGCUGUGUUAGUUCUUCUAAGGCCAAUCACUGACAUCACAAGGAGGAGCUUCUCAUCAAACCAUAUGUAUGCCAUCCAGUUUUGUACUUGAGGUUGUUGUUGUAUCCUUACUUGGGGCUGUUCUCUUUACUACUAUGUAUGAAUGAUCAACAGUAAGAGUAGGAUAAAUUUAAUUACAUAAUUGCCUUUAUGAUCAGGACCACUGGUACAGUGUGUAAUUCUGGGACAUUACUUAGCUACUUCGUGUGUUUCCAGUUUGUUUUAA
Molecule: messenger RNA, 2169 nt
Organism: Macadamia integrifolia
Lineage: Eukaryota; Viridiplantae; Streptophyta; Magnoliopsida; Proteales; Proteaceae
Product: protein RETICULATA, chloroplastic-like
Exons: 8
Coding region: 465-1802 (445 amino acids)
Biological process (GO): plant organ development
Cellular component (GO): chloroplast inner membrane
Source: RefSeq, a predicted model, not a curated record